AAAGAAUCAAACACGGGGUUCACGGCACCUUAUCACAUUUAUCUCGUGCAUAUUGCACAACACAAUUAUUAUUCUAUUUAUCACUAUUUUCCCCAUCAUAAUAAUAUUCACUUCCUUUUUUUCUCUUUCUCUCCCUCUUUUUUCUCUCUCGAAUCAAAAUCAAAUCAAUAUCUCCAUUACGAAUCCUUUGCAAUUGAUCAUGUCGGGAUCACCUGCUGUUGAAAUCGAUUUCUUUCGUCUCAAUGCUGAAUCAUUAUCCGCUCCGAAGAAGCUUUCUGAUCGUCGUGACAUCCAAGGCGUGAUAUCGAAGAUCAAUCCGGCGCUUCUGAAGACUGCGAUUGCUUCCGCAUCUGCUAACAUGAGUUUUGUGGGGAGCAAGUCAGGUUCAUCUCCUCAGCAAUCUGAAACUCUGCCGGUUUUUAAUCAGGAUUGUAGCAGUGUUAAUAUGGCUAGAUGUGGCGCUCCUUUGACGAUCUUCUACAACGGAAUAGUUUCUGUUUUCGACGUUUCUCCUAUUCAGGCGGAGAAUAUCAUGAAGCUUGCUGAGAGUGGAAGUUUAGGUUAUAAGACUGUUGUUGAACCAACACCUGUGAAGCCUACUACUGUUAGCAACCAAAAUCCGGCGGUAGGCGGAGCACUCAACAAAGAUCUGCCAUUAUCACGGAAGAAAUCGUUGAGGAGGUUUCUGGAAAAGCGCAAAGAAAGGCAGGUGUCGGCAUCUCCAUACGCGUAUUCACGAGAAAAUGCUUCUUUACAUUGAAGAAAAGGCCGAAAGAGAAGAUAUAUAGAAAUACAAAUAUACAAAGACUUUAAUUAUAUGAACUUUUUUU
Molecule: messenger RNA, 830 nt
Organism: Lactuca saligna
Lineage: Eukaryota; Viridiplantae; Streptophyta; Magnoliopsida; Asterales; Asteraceae
Source: the annotation of a GenBank genome assembly